Molecule: messenger RNA, 573 nt
Organism: Bipolaris maydis ATCC 48331
Lineage: Eukaryota; Fungi; Ascomycota; Dothideomycetes; Pleosporales; Pleosporaceae
Biological process (GO): transmembrane transport
Cellular component (GO): membrane
Molecular function (GO): ABC-type transporter activity; ATP hydrolysis activity; ATP binding
Source: RefSeq, a predicted model, not a curated record
AGUGGUUCGAUAAUGAUUGAUGACCAAGACCUGCGCUCAGUGACACAACAUAGUCUACGAGAUGCCAUGGGCGUCGUACCUCAAGAUCCUGUUUUGUUUAAUCAAAGCAUACGACAAAACAUCCGCUACCCUAAACUCGAUGCCACCGACGCCGAAGUCGAAGAUGCAUGCCGCGCUGCUGCCAUUCACGAUGACAUCGUCAGCUUCCCAGAUGGUUACAACUCCAAAGUGGGUGAGCGCGGGGUACGGUUGUCGGGCGGUCAACUCCAACGCAUAGCCAUUGCCCGCGUGCUCCUCAAGAACCCUAAAAUCGUAUUGCUGGACGAAGCAACAUCAGCAAUUGACUCUUCUACCGAAGCACUCAUUCAGGAAGCUUUACGAAAACUAACGCAAGGUCGAACAACGUUUGUAAUCGCCCACAGAUUGAGCACGAUUGUACACGCAGAUCAAAUCUUGGUGGUGAAUAAGGGCGAGAUUGUUGAAAGAGGCACACACCAAGAGCUACUACAGAAUGAAGGAGGCGAGUAUACAAAACUGUGGAAUAUGCAGACAGCGGGGCAUUUGCCAAAGUAG